AUGAGUGGAAGAGACAAAGAAAUUAAACCCCUGGAAAAGCUUAAGCAAUUUUUUCGUGCAGCGAAAAGCAGUUCAGUUAAUUACAAAGGAAAGGCAGAUUUUGUAAUCACUUAUGAAAUUGAAAAAAGUAUUAGUGCAGAUACACAAAUACAUCAAAGAAUUAGAACUAUCAAGGAGCUGAGUGAAAUAGUUGCUACAUGCAGAUUAGAAGAUCAUGCUGUAGAAAAACUUUGGACUUUGGUUCGAGAUUUGUUGCAAAAAGAAGUUGAAAAAGAGCACAGACAAGCAUGCUUACAUUUUUUAAAAUGUUUGGUGCAAGGCCAAUAUGAAAAAUUAGGAAUCAUGAGAACACAUUUUUUCAACAUUAUCAAAGAGCAUGACUUAACAGAUGAUGUCUCUUAUUUGUUAGAUUUACUUCAAGCAUUAACUGAUAAUGGAAGAGAUAUUUUACAUCUUGAAGAUGAAUUCAGUGAAUUUCUUCUUAAAUGGACACCCAAAGUCAUUGGUGUUGGAAAAGCAGCCGAAGUUUUGUCUCUCUUUUUAAAUGUUAUAAAAUACAAUGCAUCAUAUAUUGAUGACAAUAAUAUGGCAGAUAUUGUAGACUUGGCAUGUUUUUUGUGUUCAUGGAGUAAUAAAGAUGAGGUCAUUUCAACUUCACUACAGGUUUUAGAUACUAUAGUAUGCUACAGUAAUUUACCUCCUGAUUCAUUAUCUGUAUUCAUUUCUGCUCUUUGUCGAAAAGUAAACGUACAUGAGUAUUCACAUAAUUGCUGGAAAAUAAUGAGAAAUCUAUUAGGCACUCAUAUGGGACACUCAACAUUGUAUACAAUGUGCAAAAUUUUGCAAGAUAAUGCAUAUUACAAUGAUGUUGGUCUUCUCAGAGGAACUGUUUUUUACAUUAAUAUGGGAUUAUGGAGUAAUAAAAGAGUUACAUCACUGAGAUGUACUCUAACUUCUGUUUUACCUUCAUUGUUGCAGGCAAUGCAUUGCAAUCACACUGUUGUUAUAUAUGAAAUUACAAUAAGUAUUCAUCGUCUGGUUAAUAAGUUUGGUUUAGAACUUCAAGACCCAGCUUGGGAUGUUGUUUUAUCGAUUUUAGAAGCAAUUAUUGAACAUGUUGAAACAAAAGAUGUGUCAUUAUUAGGAUCUGUUAUAACAAAAUUGCAUGAAACUUUAUGCACAAUCGAACAACUGAUUGAGCUUGGUCAGUUUAAUGGUAAUGUCCGAAGAGUUUUUAGCUUGAUUGAGAUGUCUUCUUGCAUGCGUCCCGAAAGUUCAGUUAUUCGACUUAUAAAUUUUUUAUCGGGAUCCAUAGUUCCUACCCGUUAUGAAUGGUUAACAAAAUUAGAUGGUCUUUUGGAAAAAUAUUUUAAACAAGACACCAGACCGAAUGUUCGCGUGAAAACUCUAGAAGUGUUGAGUUUAGUUGUCAAUAGUAACAAAUUAAUAUACGAAGAUGAACUCAUUGAGAGAAUUGUUAUUCCCUACCUUCAAAACCUUGAUCAGGAUCCAGAUAUAAAUGUACGGAAUGUCGGUGCUCAGAUUCUUGUAAAUCUUUGUAUUGGAUGCGAAUCAAAAAAAUGUUUAGAAUUAUUAACCGUCUUAGAAAAGCUACUGAAUCGUAAAGAACAGCAUUCUUUUGAAAACAUUCAAAAAGAAGGAAACGGAUGUGAAAACGACGGCUUAGAAAUUAAAUCGGUCGUUUCCGGUUUGAUUAAAAUAUUCACCUUAAAAAUGUAUCAUUUACCUUCAAAUCAUGCUCUUAAAGCAUAUAAAAUUUUAAUAGGAUUUUUAGAAAGCUGUUAUAAAAAUUCUUAUCAUCAAGAUUAUAAUCAAAACAUUAAAUUUAUGAUUUUUGAAUGCCUUUUAAAGCUUCGAGUUAAUAAAAUUGGUCAUUUGGGAUUAUUAGAUGCAACUAAUUCCGUUCGUUACAGUUCUUAUUUAAUUAUCGAAUCAAAACUUAAUUCUGAUAAAGGCGGUCCGGGAACUAUUUCUCCUCCUCCAAUUAGUCCAGCCCCAUCGAAUUAUCCAUCAUGUGUUGUAACGCCAUUUUCAUUUGCUACGGCAUCUAAGGUUAUUAUAAGUGCUCUUAAAAAUGAAAAGGAUUGGAAAGUUCUUUGUUUGCUUUUGCAAGAACUUCCUAGCAUUUUACAAAGUAAAUCACUCAUGCUUAGUAAACACGGAACGGAUAUUGGUUUACUAGCUGAUGCUCUUUGCUCCAUGGUAAGCGAUAAAACUUUAAAUUUACCCGAAAGCUUGCGGAACAUACCACAAAAACUCAACCGAACUGAAUUUCAAAGCUACGUUUUUCCGGUCAUAGCCGCCAUUUCGUCGUAUCAUCUUAAUUUAGAACCUAGUCAACAACAGCGUUGCAUCAAAUGCUUGGAAUACGGUUUAGCAUCGCGAUGUGCCAGUCAAUGCGUGAUGGCUUUGACAACUUGUACCUUGGAAAUGAGAGACGCCAUGUACAAAUUAUUACCAGAAGUUCUUUUGAACUUAUCGAAAAUUUCUGCGACGGUUGUCAUUGCUAUUCCCAUAUUGGAAUUUUUGUCAACGCUUACUAGUUUACCAAAAGUUUUUGCUAGUUUCGUCGGAGAUCAAUACAUGUCAGUUUUUGCAAUUGCUCUUCCAUAUACGAAUCCUUUUAAGUAUAACCAUUACACGGUGUCUUUGGCUCAUCACGUAAUUGCUGUUUGGUUUCUGAAAUGUCGAUUACCAUUCAGACGAGAUUUUGUUCGGUUCAUUACUACAGGUCUAAAGGCAAACGCUAUAGCUCCUUUCGAGGAAGAAAAACUUUUAAAAUGCGAUUUAUCAUCAUUAAAUGAAGAUUCUACGAGCAGAAAGAGAUCUUCUAGUCUUACAGAGCAAGGAAGUCGUCGUCGGGAAAGGCCGAUUUCAACUGCUCCUCGCAUAGGUGCAGAUUUAAAGCCUCCAUUAGAUGAAGCUUUGUUUAAUUUUCACGUGGAAUUAACGGAAACAUGCAUCGAUUUAAUGGCUAGGUACACUUUUUCAUCGUGUUCAGCGCGUCCGAAAAGAUCUCCUAUAGCUGAAUUUUUAUUAAGCGGUGGUCAAUCUCAGACUUGGUUAUUAGGUCAUAAAUUAAUAACCGUCACAACUAGUGGGUGUUCGCAAAAACCUUUAAAAAAUAACUUGUGCGAUAGAUGCUGGAUGGUUUGUAAAUCUGACAAAAAAUUCAUGUCACCCGACGGUGAUGAAAUUGAAAAAGAUGAUUUACUCAAACUUUCCAGACAAAAUUCGGGAGAGAAAAAUUUAGAUCAAAAUAUUUCAGAAUCUCAAAAGUUUAACAGAGAUAUGUCUUCUGGAGGAGAGAGCCCGACGACUGACGAUAAUAAAAAAUGUGCAAAUCACGAAACUUCAAAAUUGGAAAAAUUCAUUUUCGGGAAUAAUGACAAUACUUCUAGAAACGAUCUGUGCGCUUGUUGGUGUCAAGGAUGGGCUGAAAUUUACGUAAAACGUCCAACGGGUGAUAUGUCUUGGGUUCUCAGGAUACAAAAUGAAACCAAUUAUCAAAAUUUGUCUCAAGAAUUACCUUUGCCAGAUGUUACCACAUUGUUUUUACCCAGCAAUAAACCUAAUUUAAUCGAACCUUCGCGAUUGUCAGUUCAUCAACACGUGACAAAUUUACAACCGUUGAUUUCGCCUUUAGAAUUAUCAAAGGAAACAAUUAGCAGUUCUCAACAACAACAGCAGCAGCAGUCGUUUAAUCAGGGUAGUACUCUUUCCGUUACGGUACCUGGAACACCUUCGAGACAAAGUUCAAAAGAAAGCGUUGACGAAAUUAAUUACGAUGAGGAAAAGGGAAAUGUUGAAAAUGAUUAUUCUAACGAUUUGAGCGGAAAAUCACGUAAUCCCGUACGGAGAUCAAAUUCUAGUCCGGAAAUGAGUGCAAGUUGGAAAAAUCCUUUUUUAAAAGAGCAUUUAAAACACGACGAAGAUAGUUGUGAAGUUUCAAAACAGAAACAAUCGUAUGGAAAAGUGAGUUGCGAAGCCAUACCAGAGGAAAUGUCUGGAAUGGGAACAACGCCUCCCGAUUCCGUUCAUCAACCUCUCACAAUCGCCAUUUCAUCAAAACCUCCUCCUCAUUCAUUUUCUCAACAAAGUCCCACGCAAAAAAAAACAUAUCCGAAAAUGGGGGGAGGAAUAAAACGGGAUAGCCCAAAAUUUGAUGGUAAAUCCUUUGCGGAUAAGCAAAAUUUGAACAUCGACUCGUUGGGAGAUAAAAAUCCCUCAAAAUCGUAUUCCUCAAGUGGGGAAAUAGGAAAAUGCGAAUCCAAUAGAAGUCUUAACUCGGAUGAAAAUCGUUUAGAUCUUUCGCAAACGUAUAAAAGAGAUAGAAGUCGAACCAUAUCCGUCAUGUCACCGGCAAGAAAAUCCCGAUACGAUAACGAUCAUUUAAAACCUAAAUUAAGUUCGCCUAGAACUAAAGAUGCACCCCGUUCAGGUGUGAGUCCCAGUUUCGUAUUCCUUCAACUGUAUCAUUCCGCUCAUUUUGGAAGUACGGAGGAAAAACCGAUUUUGAUUUCACAAAAUUCAGUCAUUCAAAGAGCUAUAUUAACUUUAGAUUUCAUUCCGCCAUUCGAAACUCACAAGGUUGGAGUGAUUUAUGUAGGCCCCGGACAAGCCAAUUGCGAAGCGGAAAUACUUCGAAACGAAUUCGGUUCCCUACGCUAUGCUAUUUUUUUACAAAGUCUCGGAACUUUGAUAAAUUUGAAAAAUGCAGAUCCGAAAAGUACUUUUCUAGGGGGGUUGGGAAAAAGCGGAGUCGAUGGAAAAUUUGCUUAUAUUUGGCAAGAUGACGUCACUCAAGUUACGUUUCACGUGGCGACUCUGAUGCCAAAUAAAGAAUCCGAUCCUAAUUGUCAUGCUAAAAAAGCUCACAUUGGAAAUGAUUUCGUUACGAUUGUUUAUAACGAAAGCGGAGAAGAAUACAAUAUACAAACCGUAAAAGGUCAAUUUAAUUAUGCGAACGUUAUUAUUCAACCUUUGGAUCAUGCAACAAAUAAAGUGGUUGUAAAAGUAAGAGAAGAAUUAGCCGAUCAAAUCGGACACAGCGAACAGAAAAUAGUUUCGGAUCAAAAUUUGGCCAUUUUGGCACGUCAAUUGGCACUUCACGCAAACUUGGCUUCAUUGGUGUCUCGAAGUUUAAAAGCAAAAAAUCAAGAUCCCUACGCUUCGAAUUGGUUGGAAAGAUUAAGGAAAAUCAAAAGGUUGCGUCAAAAGGUUUUACAAUUGGAAAUAUCAGAGGAAAAUGCGGAUCAUAAAGAAUUUUUAAAUCCUCCAAAAAGUAGAAAAACCGACUACAUGGACGAUUUUACCGAAUACACGUGA
Pediculus humanus corporis (human body louse) is the source of this 5349-nucleotide messenger RNA. Its product is annotated as tuberin, putative. Gene Ontology annotation, molecular function: GTPase activator activity. The record is from RefSeq and is a predicted model, not a curated record. The transcript is spliced from 25 exons. Gene Ontology annotation, biological process: positive regulation of GTPase activity; regulation of small GTPase mediated signal transduction; negative regulation of TOR signaling. Gene Ontology annotation, cellular component: nucleus; TSC1-TSC2 complex; cytoplasm. NCBI's taxonomy places the organism in Eukaryota, Metazoa, Arthropoda, Insecta, Psocodea, Pediculidae. Bases 1 to 5349 code for a protein of 1782 amino acids.